GAAAUCUCUGUCCAGAGCGACUGCCCGAUUUGUUCUCGUUCUUUUUUGCUGUUUUUACCAGUUCAUGUUUUAUAGAUCACUUGUUCAAGAUGGCGGUCUCGUAGUUACCCGUGUAAACAAAAUGUUCUCUGAGACAGACAGAAAAGAAAAUAUAGACUAGUUUGAAGAUCACUGAAAGAACAAAAAAAGGUUCGAUGUGUCGAAACUUUCUGCAGAGGAUUGUCUGUCGAUAAACAUCAGUUGUGUUGAAAUAUUAAGGCCUCUGCUAUGAUGGCGGGGCGUACAGAGUUUUUUGUCAAGAUGAAUAGGCUGAUUCUGCCUGAACUUGAGAGUCAGUCUGCACCUGUGAGAUUUCGACCUGUGUUUUAUGACCCUCACCUUGUGGAAGAAAGACAGCUUGAUGUGGAAGAUGAGAGUGAUCAGUCAGAUGUAGAGACAGAACAAGGGAAAGGAAAACAUCCUUUACCUCAUUUCUUCAAGGACCCCCUGGCUGGACCUUCUGCUGAUUUGACUAAAGAAGACACAAAACAGGAUGAAACUGACACAAAUUUGAAAUUGGGCCGAAACAUGCGGGCAAGCAGUGGACUGAUCGGUGCCACAAGACAAAAGGACAUUCACGAGUUAAUGAACACACGGAGACAACUACUGCAGCAGCAAAAGGAGCAAAUAGAGCUGGUGAGUGAAGAGGAGAACUCUGAGCAAGCUGCGUCCAUUCUGGUGAACAACCUCCUCCUUAAAGGCUUCCAUAUCUCUGCUCCGAGUGACUCGUCGCUACCUUCACCAUUCCGUCUUCCUCAAAAGAAUGAGGUGUCCAGCGAAGAAGAACUUCAGGCAUCAGCAGAGAGGCAAAAGCUGAUAGGAGCUUUUCACAGGGAACUUGUUCGUGUCCAUGCCAAAGAUACGUCAGAUGGGUAAAAGGUUUAGAAAGUUGCUGAGAGUAAUUUCGCCUCGUAAUUUUCCUUUUCACUUUACAAGAAAAUUCCUCAAACUUGAAAACUAUAUAUUUUAAAAUUUGUAGACAUGAAACUUGCAUAAUAAUCUCUGACGUACUAUUUUUCAUUUAAACUAGAUUGAAUAACUUCAUAGAUAUAUUUCAAGCACAGAGAGACAUUAUCAAUAUAUGUAUCUUAAAAAAGAGGUUACCGUAACAUAAAUGUUUUAAAUUUUCAAAUCAUUAUGUAAAGGUUAAAAAGGAAAGAAAAAUGCUACUUUUUUAAUCUGGUGUAAAUUUUGGUUACAGUGGUAUGCAUAUCUGAAAUAAUUCAAAAAUAACAUUGUGUCACAAAAUACAUAUAAUACUGCUUAGCACAUCUGCAAAUAAGUUUGGACAUUAAAAAAACCCAACCAUUGCUGGUCAUCGCAGUAGUGCAAUUGUUGAGCUAUGUUCAUCCUCGUUUGCUCAAGGACACACCUCGGUGGCCUCCUACCGUACUUAAUAGUCAUCAUCAUCAACAUUGCUUGACAUUAUUUUCGAGCCUUCAUCGCAUUAAUCACUAGGCCAAUAUAUAUAUGCCUUGCUUUAUUUCCUUUUUCAACAAAAUUUUUCGUGACAAUUCUUAAGAUUAUAUUUAUGUCAAUUCAGAAUUUCCUGACCUAGUGAAGGUUUCAUUCAGUGAUGAAUGAAUGUUUUUUUAUUUGAACGAAACGAGAGGAGCGAAGAACUGAAGACUGCAGGAAAUUUUUUAAUUGAUGUGACUGAAAUUUUGUUGUAGGAUUUAGAUCAUUAAGGCUGCCUUGAAUCUACCUGUCAGCUCCAACCUGGGUUUAGUUGGAUACACCAUCCCAGAAGAUCUUCUCCUUAGCUUUUCCAGUAAAUGGGAAUUGCUUUUUGAACCUUUCCGCAAUAAAACAUUCUGUCUCUUGCCAUUCUGCCUGCCUGAGUUGUUUUGAUGCCAAGCCAGGUUUUGUAUGUCUUGUUCCCAUCCUCUGUUAGGUCUCCUCUUCCUCUCUUUGCCUCCAGAAUAUGAUUUUCGAGUGAAUCAAGACUGAGGUACUCGAUAAAAUAACUUCCUGGCUCGGAAAACUAACUCACCAAUUCUGUGUGAAAAAGCAAAGGACCUAACCAGCACACCAUGAAUGCUGGUUGAAUAUAUCUUUACUUGUAUUUGUGUGGAUAGAUUAAAUUGAUGCAGUAGAAGCCAUAUUAUAAUGUGAUCUGCAAGGUCAUAAAUGUCUAACAUGUUGCAAAAACUUCAUACACUGGAGUCCAAAAUACCUGACUAGGACAUAUAUUUUUAGCUUCAACCAUUUGACUUGAUAUCACUUUUUGGCCUUAUUAAUCCAAGCAUAUUAAAGUGAGGCUAAAACUCAAUUAAUGUUUAUGGUUUUGAGGCAUGCUUUGAAAAUUGACAAUAAUAUGUGCUCUGGAUACCAUUGUUAGAACUUUUAUUAUCCUCUUAUCUGAAGGUAGGGUUUACUAAACAUUUUCUUUGAUAUUUUAUUUUUUUUUAAAAUUUACUGCCAUUCCAUUUUUUCUUUAUACUUAGUAGACUGAGAAAAUAGGAAGAGUUCAAAUAGGAAUAAUAGAAAUUUCUUAAACCAUAUGACCCAACGGGUCCCUUUUAAAGACUUGUCCUGUCUUUUGAAUUUGACCAUUAUUUUACAUUGAUAUCUGAAGUAAAGCAGUUGUUAGUUUUUUUCAAUGUUGUUGUUAUUGAUUAUUUAUUUAUUUCUGGAGUUCUCAGUUCAAUAGUCUCUAUUGAUGGUUCCCCUUACCCAUUUAGCUAUGUUAUACCUGGAAUCAAAGAGAGACUUGAGCAUUACAUGUGUAAGGGAAAGGGUGGAAAGAGGAUUGAUACAUUCUUCUUUGAGCAUAUUUACCUGGUGUUGUGAACAGGGCCAAAAUUGUUUACCAACAGCUUUGAACAGAGUUUUUAGACACGUUUUAUUUGUGACACCUCAAUGCAUUUUGUUCUUUUUGGGUAUAUAUACACAAACAUGUAUGUACACUUGACUUUUGUCAUGAAAUGUUAUAAAUUAAUGAGAGGUCUUUCCACGCUCAGAUGUGUACAAGCAAAGAUUCAGUGAAUGACUUCUAGAGCUGCUGCAGUUGAUGAUGUUCAAAGGCAUAUGAUCAUGAAUGUCAACAGAGGAUUUGCACUCUCUUUGCUUUUCCUUGCUAAUAAAUUGUUUAAUUAAGAGUCUUUAUGUUGAUCAUUGGUCUCCUCUUAAUCUGUGUUGGAACUUGUCCCUAUUCUUAAAUUCGAGUUAGCUUUAGUAUAGACAUUUCAUUCUAUAACAUCCCAAUCCUGAAUAGAAGCACAGCUUCUUUUCAGAAUCAAUACCAGUGCCUCAUCGCUGGUAUCGUGUGGGUUCAGCACAGUAGACUUCUCUAAGCUGGGAGAACUCUGUUUGAAUGUCAUGUCUCUGUAUAUGGCUUGAAUAAGUUACUUGUAUUGUAUUCUGACAUGCUGCAUACCUGAGGUUUAUAAGUGACCUAUACUUUUAUUAUCACAGCCAUUCUAGUUGGGCAUUUUGCCAGGUGCCUGUUUUUAGGUAGAUUCUACCUCAAUGCUGUGUAAUUUCACUUUGGCUGGGGAUUUUUUUUUCUUUAGCUAACUGGCUGUUCUACAUUUAAUGGCAAUGUUAUAACUUUUCAGUUAAGUCAAGCCCAUAAGGAUUUUUGGUCACACAAUACUGAAAAUGCUGGUAGUGGUAGAGUUUGAGUCUGCAUAAAGCUGGUAUUCGUCUGAUCAAAGCUGUGGUGUGAGCUAUGUAUCGUUUUGAUUCAAGCGGAGAAGAGGUAAACAUUAUUGUAUGCAGAUCGUCUGGAUCACUAUGAGUCUAAUUUAAACUUAUGUGUGGAUAACAUUUCCUGACAUCUUGAUACUUUGAAAUGCUCUAUAUUGAAAUACGAGUAAAAUAUGAGGUAUGGAUGGCAAUUGAAAGUUUUUCUAUCAAGUAAAUCAAGUUACGUUACACCUCUUGAGCCUUAUCUUGUUUAUUUCUCGGAUUUGUUGUAUGAUUCUGAUUCAAACAGUACCUUUAUGACAAUAAUAUUUGAGAUCUGUGUUGUUAAACAGAUAUGAAUUUUUGACCUUGUGAAAUCCAUUGUCUUUACAACCUGUGCAUUUGGUAUGUGGUCACAGCUUUUACUUAUUUCAUUGCGUUUCAACUUUGUUAUGUACACCUAGGAAACUAGCUUUACUUGUAUUCAAAUGUUGAGUGUUUGAUUGUUGCUGAUAUAUACUUCCUUUACCUGUGUAGAUGUACUCAAAUUGCUUGUGCGGGGUACCAAAAAAAGAUUUUUGUGAUUUACUAUACGUUAUAGAACUAUUGUUUGGUAUUUUUAUGUAUAAUGUGUGUAUUAUAUAACUGCCUGUUUAUACUGUUGUGAUACUGUUUUUAAUAAAGAGAGAGAGAGAGAGAGAGAGAGAGAGAGAGAGAGAGAGAGAGAGAGAGAAA
Molecule: messenger RNA, 4404 nt
Organism: Aplysia californica (California sea hare)
Lineage: Eukaryota; Metazoa; Mollusca; Gastropoda; Aplysiida; Aplysiidae
Exons: 5
Coding region: 268-915 (215 amino acids)
Source: RefSeq, a predicted model, not a curated record